This is a messenger RNA of Neomonachus schauinslandi (Hawaiian monk seal), 2836 nucleotides long. It is a transcript of the gene PPP4R1, whose product is annotated as protein phosphatase 4 regulatory subunit 1. Gene Ontology annotation, molecular function: protein phosphatase regulator activity; protein binding. Gene Ontology annotation, biological process: protein dephosphorylation. The transcript is spliced from 17 exons. The record is from RefSeq and is a predicted model, not a curated record. Bases 57 to 2639 code for a protein of 860 amino acids. Lineage: Eukaryota; Metazoa; Chordata; Mammalia; Carnivora; Phocidae.
CCUGGACUUUGUCUCACAAGAUGAAAUGUUGACGCCACUGGGGAGAUUGGACAAGUAUGCUGCAAGUGAGAACAUAUUUAACAGAACCAACCGUGAGAGCAGAGCUGAUGGAACAGGUGCCUCAUAUUGCAUUGUUUUGUCAAGAAAACCGGCCUUCAAUCCCAUAUGCUUUUUCCAAAUACUUACUACCUAUCGUGGUUAGAUAUCUCGCAGAUCAGAAUAAUCAGGUAAGAAAAACAAGUCAGGCAGCUUUGCUGGCUCUGCUGGAGCAGGAGUUAAUUGAGCGAUUUGAUGUGGAGACCAAAGUGUGCCCUGUCCUCAUAGAGCUAACUGCCCCAGAUAGCAACGAUGAUGUGAAAACAGAAGCUGUGGCUAUAAUGUGCAAAAUGGCUCCCAUGGUUGGGAAGGACAUUACAGAGCGUCUUAUCCUCCCUAGGUUUUGUGAGAUGUGCUGUGAUUGCAGAAUGUUUCAUGUUCGAAAGGUGUGUGCUGCCAAUUUUGGAGAUAUUUGCAGUGUAGUUGGCCAGCAAGCUACUGAGGAGAUGUUGCUGCCCAGGUUUUUCCAGCUUUGUUCUGAUAACGUGUGGGGAGUCCGGAAGGCUUGUGCUGAAUGCUUCAUGGCCGUUUCCUGUGCGACAUGUCAAGAAAUCCGACGGACUAAAUUGUCAGCACUGUUUAUUAAUUUGAUCAGUGAUCCUUCACGUUGGGUUCGCCAAGCGGCUUUUCAGUCUCUGGGACCUUUCAUAUCUACUUUUGCUAAUCCAUCUAGCUCAGGCCAGUAUUUUAAAGAAGAAAGCAAAAGCUCAGAAGAUACGUCAGUAGAAGACAAAAAUAGGAUCAGAGAUCAAGAAGUCCCAGAGGAUGUACAGAUCAGGCCAGAGGAUGUUUCUUCAGAUCCCAGUAUUAGUAAUUCCAGUGUCAAACUGGAAAACAUGGUGGAAGAUCAUGCUGAAACAUCUAGGAAAUCUCCAGGUGAAAUAAGUGUCCCAGUGGACAGCUCUUUACUUUGUACUUUGUCCUCAGAAUCUCAUCAGGAAGCAGCUAGUAAUGAGAAUGAUAAAAAGCCUGCUAACUGCAAAUCUGCCUUACGGCCAGAAGGUGGCGCCAGUUCACCAGAUUCAGCUCUCUUAGAUCAGGAAUUGUACAACUCCUUCCAUUUCUGGAGGACUCCUCUUCCUGAAAUAGAUCUAGAUAUAGAGCUUGAGCAGGGCUCUGGGAAUACUCCCAGCCCAGAGAGACCAGAAGAAACCUCUGAAGUCACCGUACCAGGUUCUUCAAAUAUCACUAUGGCCACCAGAAAGGAACUUGAAGAAAUGAUAGAAAAUCUAGAGCCGCACAUUGAUGAUCCAGAUGUUAAAGCGCAAGUGGACGUGCUGUCCGCCGCGCUGCGCGCUUCCAGGCUGGAUGCUCGCGAGGAGGCCAGUGAUGCAGAAAACAGAAGUGAUGUGCAAGAUGAGCUGGGUGUAAAUGAGCUACCAAACUGUAAAAUAAAUCACGACGCCUCCGUGCCUUUAAUCAGCGAUGCUGUUGAGAAUAUGGACUCUGCCCUUCGCUAUAUUCAUAAUGAUUCGGACUUGAGCACCAACAGUAGUUUUAGCCCUGAUGAGGAGAGGAGAUCCAAAGUACAAGAUGUUGUGCCUCAGGCUCUGUUAGAUCAGUAUUUAUCUAUGACUGACCCGUCUCGUGCACAGACAGUCGACACGGAGAUCGCUAAGCACUGUGCAUACAGCCUUCCCGGCGUGGCCCUGACCCUGGGCAGGCAGAACUGGCACUGCCUGAGAGAGACCUACGAGACGCUCGCGUCAGACAUGCAGUGGAAGGUUCGAAGAACAUUAGCCUUCUCCAUCCACGAGCUUGCAGUUAUUCUUGGAGAUCAGCUGACAGCUGCAGAUCUGGUUCCAAUCUUCAAUGGAUUUUUAAAAGACCUCGACGAAGUCAGGAUAGGUGUUCUUAAACAUUUGCAUGAUUUUCUGAAGCUUCUUCAUAUUGACAAAAGAAGAGAAUAUCUUUAUCAACUUCAGGAGUUUUUGGUGACAGAUAAUAGUAGAAAUUGGCGCUUUCGAGCUGAACUGGCUGAACAGCUGAUUUUACUUCUAGAAUUAUAUAGUCCCAGAGAUGUUUAUGACUAUUUACGUCCCAUUGCUCUGAAUCUAUGUGCAGAUAAAGUUUCUUCUGUUCGUUGGAUUUCCUACAAGUUGGUCAGUGAGAUGGUGAAGAAGCUGCACAUGGCGACGCCCCCCACGUUUGGAGUGGACCUCAUCAAUGAGCUUGUAGAAAACUUUGGUAGAUGUCCCAAGUGGUCUGGUCGGCAAGCCUUUGUCUUUGUCUGCCAGACUGUCAUUGAGGACGAUUGCCUUCCCAUGGACCAGUUUGCCGUGCAUCUGAUGCCACAUCUGCUAACCUUGGCGAAUGAUAGGGUUCCAAAUGUUCGAGUGCUGCUCGCAAAGACAUUAAGACAAACUCUACUAGAGAAAGAAUAUUUCUUAACCUCUGCCGGCUGUCAUCAGGAAGCCGUGGAACAGACCAUCGUGGCUCUUCAGAUGGAUCAGGACAGUGAUGUCAAGUAUUUUGCAAGCAUCCACCCUGCUAGUACCAAAAUCUCUGACGAUGCCAUGAGCACAGCUUCCUCAACCUACUAGAAAGCUGGAACCUCACUGUCCUCCUGCUUCCUCGGGAGCCAAGGGCUGACAAGUGCCCCACACGUGUGAUCUAGGACAGCCUCUGGGAGGAGGAGAGACCUUCCUCUCUCGCAGACUCAAUUGCAGGUGCAAGUUGCCUACACUGAUACCAGGGAUUUUAAGAGUCAAGAGAAAGUACAGUAAACACUAUUAUCUUA